This is a messenger RNA of Puccinia graminis f. sp. tritici CRL 75-36-700-3, 2789 nucleotides long. RefSeq lists its product as uncharacterized. The transcript has 2 exons. The record is from RefSeq and is a predicted model, not a curated record. Bases 373 to 2514 code for a protein of 713 amino acids. Lineage: Eukaryota; Fungi; Basidiomycota; Pucciniomycetes; Pucciniales; Pucciniaceae. Gene Ontology annotation, molecular function: phosphatidylinositol binding.
CAAGACCUUCCUUUCCCCGACCUCUCCUACACUUGCCGGUGUUUAUUUCAGCUCUUCUUCGCAAUCUCCGCGCGGCCAUCGUUGUAUAAGCUCUUAAACUACGGAUCCAACAAAGUUGUUCUCUUUCCCUUUUACAAUUUCACCUUCCAUAUCUGACUUUCGAUUGUACCAGUUUUUUGGUGUGGUACCGUAGGCAAUUAUCUUUGAGACUUAUUGCAUUUAACCUGUCUGUCAGCCCACGCAUCCUAUUGAUAUAGCCUAAGAUCAUAUCCACACAAACCUUGGCCCUCUAAAUAUUUAGUAGCCUUGUCAACUCAGCCUUUCAGCUUACCCCUACAUAUUUACUUGAUCCAAUUGGUUUUCUAUUCAACUAUGGCCGUUAUGUCGGACCGUACCCAGACCUUUUUUCUUUCUAAUUCAUCUCCAUCUCUUGCGGCGCGGAAGCACUCAGCUCCGAUUGGCCCCUAUCAACCGCCGACAAAUGCUUCAACUCAUGACUGUUCGUACGGUCGAGGCUCCGUUCUUCCCAUGCCACCCAACUACAACGAAGGAUCAUGCUGGACCUUGGCAUCGGUGAGGUGUCUCAGCCCAAACCAUCCUGAAAGUCGACCUCGAGCAAUUUCGGUUGAAGUCAACAAAGUCAGUCUCAGAAUGGAUGGUCGUUGGGCGGAAGAGAAACCCUAUAUUGUUGAGAAAACUUGGGAGGAAUGGAUAGAUUUUAGAGAGCAGCUUCUUUCUCACUAUCCAGAAAUUGAAUCCAUUUUGCCCAAGCUUUCCAAAGGGCAAGGCUUUCUGGAAUCAAUCUUUACCAAUUCUAAACGCAACCAAAAUACUCUGGCCUCAAAUUUGAAAGAGCUGAACAGUUUCCUAAACUGUCUGGUUGAAAAGUGUCCCAAGAAAGUUCUUAAUUCCAGCAUCCUGCACGCUUUUCUUCAAACAGAACAGAUGCUGUUAGGGGCUCAUCAGGUGGAAUACACCGACGAUGAACCGCCCUUGUGCAGAAUACCGCUGUCUGCAGAGGUACCGAGCCGGGAAGAAGGAACUGCUAUUUCUUCUCAUUUGCAAACCUAUCGAUUCCCUGAGCCUGCGCAAUCAAAUCCUCCACACCAGUUACGAACGAGAAGUUCUCAGCCAAACCUCGCUUCACGACAAACGGCACCAGGUCCCGAAGUCGAGAAACCGAUGACGAAUGAGAAACUUUCGCCCCACUCUCGGCGUAGACCCACACUUGAUCCCAUGGCGGUCAUCGCCGAGCGCCCGCCACCACCAGGCUCGAUACCAGACCUACAAAACGGACAAGUUCUGCGCUCGGGCAUCGUAGGCCGCCCUCUAGCAGCGCCAAAUGCUCGACUUGCGAACAAAUCUUGGGCUCCACUGCGGCCUAAAACUGGCUUGGCUCAACCGCCUCCUCUGGCACCUCCUAAACGGCCGAACACUACCGAUUCUAGGCUUCCUCAUGAGCCCUCCUUGAAGCCUACGAUGAGCAAUAGCCUCAGAGCCGUCGGCAAGCCAGUCCGCCCUGCACCCCCGAGAAGGCCCUCUGAAACCCAGCUUGGCUCUCCGCCUGUGGCAGAACCCCUCAAGCUUGCUCGACCACACUUGAGGGAAUUCAAGUCGAUGCAAGAUAUCAGAGGCACAGCCGGUUACAACAAGGUCGUAGGACGGUCUGGAAGGAACGGUCUGGUAGACCCUAUCCGUAACAACAGUGUCCCCAUUGUAGGGGCAUCUCCUCAAAUGGUCUUGCGAGCUCGAUCGACAACCAGCCCAUGGAUCAAACAUCGGCGGAAUCCCUCAGAUUCCAGCUCCAGCUUCGGCUCGUCACAAAUCUCACCAAUCUCCUCUACAUUAAGUUCCCCAACGGUGACACCAUCGACUUCAAAUAACUCUAGCUCUGAAUCAAUACCCAAUCAAAAAAUUCGACCCAAUCUACCCUGUCGUCGUAGUGUCGAUAGUCUGGGCCCAAAUUCGAUGAAACUUCGUGGCUCGACUUCGCUCGACUUGGUCCCCGAGCAAGAAACGCGUACAAUCACUCCCCACCACCACGUGCCACCCGCUCCGUUCUAUUCGAUCCCUCCUCGCCUUGCCAAUUCAUCCACCUCUCCCCUGAGGCCAAGUAAACCCAUUGCAACUUGCCCUCAAUCUCAGAAACGUCCCCACACUUCAGCCGGUAAUGCCAAUGGCCUCAAGCCCAACUCGCUCACCUUAAAAGUAAUCCAUCUGGAAUCCAAAACAAACAUCAUCUUAGCCAUCCAGAAAGGCUUGUUUUCACUCCCACAAAUCCGAUCUAAGAUCCAAAAUAAACUCCGAUUGGCAGCGGAAAUCGAGCUGGAUCCUCAGUGGAAACUCAGGUUGGUGAUCAUCGAUCAGGAAGAGUUUGUCAGACCUCAGAAAAUCAUCGGUGGCAAAUCCUCAUCGAAUGACGAUCUAGUUGACGACGGCUUGUUGUUGUUGGAAUUGAUCAAUGGCAACUUUAAGAAUUCUGAAAUCAAAAAAAUCUCGAUUAGGAUUUGUUAACUUUUCUCCCUCCUGUCCUCAGAAUUUCCCUAUAUUUGAAUGUAGUUAAAUGUACAUUUAGCAGUAAAAAAAAGAUGAAGUAUUGUUGUGGCCGGUAAAAGAAAGUCUUAGUUACUCACUCAUUGUUUUAUUCUCAACCUUAUUCCAAUUUUUUUUUCGCCUCCUUCACUUGAGACUGUUUAAAUCUAAUGUAUUUGUAAUUCUUAUACAUCUAUUUUUAUUUUUAUUGGGUUUAGUAUUACAAGAGAACGUUUUAUCAAAUAGUAAGAAAUAAA